CUCUUAUCUAAGUGAUAAAAAGACUUAGGUAAACUUAAUAUAUCUUAUUAGUACUUUAGACCAGUUUAUUUUGGCACCCUGAUUCAACGUCAGAGGUUUUCUUGCUCCCUGAGGGCCUGUCAACAUCGAGAACCCAAUAGUUUAAUCUCCUAUUCCAUAGAAAAAAAGUCUUCAGAAUUGACGAUGGGGUAAUUCCGCUCUUUCAUCUGCUUUGGCAGUCGUCGCUCGUUAUUUUAUCGUCAAUAUGCGUUUCGCGCUUCUAUGGUCGCUGCUUGCGGCGGAUGCUGCGGCCGCCAGUGUAUGUAAACCUCGCCAGUCAAGUGGUUCAAUCACGGCUGCGACCGCUGAGAUUGAGACUACGACGACAACUUCUGUCGAGUUAUCCACCAGCAUCGCGACGUCGACAGUGGAAGAUGUAACCAUCACCGAAGCUGCAACCACUGUCGACACCAGCACCGAAACCACUGCUUCAACGCUCACAGUCGCCGAAACAACAACAAGCGACAUCGCCGGUCCCCUCGAAACCUUCAUUCUCGCCGCAAAGGUCGAGGGCGCCGUCAGCGAAGAGCUCUCAGGCGCAGACCGCGAUGGUUCGCCGGUAGUAUGGCCAACACCACGCUUCAUCGCCAGCGGUCCAUUGAUCAUCUCCAUCGACUCCACGACUAGUUAUCUCCAAACAAGUGGCGGAUUCUACCUAUGUGUUGCAUACGGAGAUGGUACUACACCCAACGGUGUCAAGCUUUGCAGUGCCGAGUCGCUGAACAAUCCUGCAUUUGGCGCCCUUACGUGCGAGCAGACGGAGGAUCGGAAGAUUGCAUGUGAAGCUCAAGCUGGACAGUGCAUUAGUGAUGGUGAGAAUAACGUAUGCUCUCAGCUUCCGGGGACGUAUGAUCAGUUCUACUAUUACAGGGGACUCUUUAAUGGGGUUUAUCUCGGUAUUGGGUAUGCUGUUAAUACCGAUGAGAGCCAGCAUCCUGUUGAGCUCAAGGCCAGACGAAGCAGUGCAUGAUGCAUUCAGUUAGCUACUUAAGCAUACAUCAUCUAGAAGAGAUAAUGAAUAACUGCCAUAAA
Molecule: messenger RNA, 1071 nt
Organism: Fusarium oxysporum Fo47
Lineage: Eukaryota; Fungi; Ascomycota; Sordariomycetes; Hypocreales; Nectriaceae
Exons: 2
Coding region: 245-1009 (254 amino acids)
Source: RefSeq, a predicted model, not a curated record